Messenger RNA from Solenopsis invicta (red fire ant), 3819 nucleotides. Its product is annotated as DNA transposase THAP9. NCBI's taxonomy places the organism in Eukaryota, Metazoa, Arthropoda, Insecta, Hymenoptera, Formicidae. The coding region runs from base 1171 to 3306 and encodes 711 amino acids. The transcript has 4 exons. The record is from RefSeq and is a predicted model, not a curated record.
CGGCGUGGCAAUUAACGUGUUAAUAAAAAUAAAAUGUUAUGGUUACAUAAAAUAAUAAUUAAAUUAAUAAUGGAAAAUUUUUAUAUACUGUAUCAGAGAUUUGGCUAGAAAUAACACAUGCAUUCUAUAUAUCCCAGAAUUUUUUCAAAUUAGUCUAAACCUCCGUUUGUUUGUAAUCUAGGCAAAAUUAAAAACGUAAACUUUUCGAGAAAAAUAUUCAAUCGACCAAUGAGGACCAAUCCCAGUAAACAUUUCGCAGCAUUAAUGUCUUCAAGACAUCUAAAAGACAUCUUAAAAACAUCUCAGAAAAGAUGUCUUGAAAAAGACAUCUUCAAGACAUCUAAAAGAUGUCUUAAACAAAACAUCUUGGAGACUUCUUUAAAUAAUGUCUGAAAGAUAUCUUUAAGACAUCUCGUAAAAGACAUCUUUCAUACAUCUCUAAAAGAUGUCUUAAAGAUAUCUUUAAGAGAUCUCGUAAAAGACAUCUUCCACUUGCGCACGCGCACGGUAACGGCCAAUCAGACUUAGACACACUUUACCUCGUCGCAACAUUCCGCAGUAGCUUCCUCCCGCAUCGUAAUGCUCUCUGUCCCUAUAUUUCUAUGUCCAUGGCGAGAACUAUAACCUAACGUUGUUCCGUGGCCGUCAUUGACGUCGUUGUUGACUCUGGUUGAAUCACAGACUUCUAUAAUACACUAGACCGCUAGCUUGCGUGAUCUUAACAGAGAUAAUGGCCAAGAAAUCCAUGUACAAGUGGAGGUACUGUGGAAUGCGGAUUCCAUUGGUUGACUUUGACGAUAGUGGGGGUUCGUCCAAUCAUUGCUUAUAUACUUGCGCGACGAUGCAUGCGUAAAGACAGCACUUGACCGAGAACGGCGAAGUAUGUUGUUAAGGUUAAGAAAGUGAAUAUAAAAAUAAAUAAUGCCAAUGUGUUGUUGUGUUCUUGGCUGCCAAAAUAAGGCGGACAGGUAAAAAAAUAUCAGUCUUUUUAGAUUUCCACGGAAUAAAGACAUUUUAGACUCAUGGAUAUCAUUUGUGGGCAGAACAAAUUGGCAACCGACUAAUACCUCUCGAAUAUGCAGUUUACAUUUUAAUAAUGAUGACUAUUAUCGUUGGAACGACAGGUUAUUUCUAAAACCUGGAGUUCUUCCAAGAAAAUGUAUUGUGCGGAUGAGUGACAACAAAGAGAAUUUUGAUCCCUUCAAAGUAUUAAAUGAUAAAUUAACUGUGAAUAGCAGCAAACGUGCGUUCGAGGAAACAUUAGAAAGCGCAGAGAAUUUUAAACUUCAAGCAAUUUCGACAGAAUCUUUUAAUGAAAUUGAAAUAUUAAAGGAACGAUUGCAACAUGAUCGUGAAUUACAUCAGCAAGAACUAAAGAAACAAGCAGAAAUGUUCUCUGUGAUUUUGGAAAAUGAAAAGUCAAAACUCAAGUCCGAGAUAAAAUCUGGUCUUGAAUUGCAUCAGCAAGAACUAAAGAGACAAGCAGAAAUCUUCUCUACAAUUCUGGAAAAUGAAAAGUCAAAAUUUAGGUCUAAGAUUGAAUCUGGACAACAAAAAUUGCAUACUCUACAACGUAGUGUAAAACGAAAAGAGGAACAAAUAAAGUCUAUGAAACAUUUAUUCGAUGAAUUAAAAAAGAAAUAUGUAAGUGAUACCGAUGCACUUAAUAUGUUAAGUCGCGAGUUUGAAGGCAUGUCACUCAAUCUUUUUCAAAACGAAGUAAAAAAUAAUUUGCGAUCUGCAAGUGGUAGAAGGUAUUCGAAGGAAGUAAAGAAGUUUGCUGUAACCUUAUUCUAUAAUUCUCCUAAAGCUUAUGACUAUUGCCGCGGGAUUUUCAAUUUGCCACAUCCGUCGAGCAUCAGACAUUGGCAUUCAUCUGUAAACGCUGAACCUGGGUUCCACAAAGAGAUAAUUUCAUUUUUAAAGAAUUUGCCCGCAGAGGAUAAAGAUUGCAACAUGAUUUUUGAUAGUAUGUCGAUACGGCAGCAAUUACUCUGGAAUGAACAAGAAGGGAAACUUGUUGGGUCUGUGGACUAUGGAAAUGAUAUUCAUAUAGAAGAAAAAAAUUCAUUAGCAAAUGAAUCAUUAGUAUUCAUGCUGGUUGCCCUUAAUGGCAAAUGGAAAUGGCCCAUAGCUUAUUUUUUGAAGAAAUCUUUAUCUGCUGCGACACUUGCAGAAUUAAUAUUGACUGCCUUAUCUUUAACAAGUAAUAGCGAGUUAAAAGUACGAUUUAUCACAUGCGACGGCGCAUCCGUUAAUAUAAGCGCAUUAAAUAAGCUAGGAUGUUGUAUUUACGUAAAUAAUUAUGAAUCUAUUGUUAAUAGUUUUAAGCAUCCUACACAAGAUUAUAAUGUUUAUGUCAUAUUGGACGCAUGUCAUAUGUUGAAACUAGCUCGUAAUGCGUUAGCAGAUUUUAAAGAAUUUCAUACAAAUGAUGGUAAUAUUGAAUGGCGAUAUAUAAUACAAUUGCAUCAAUUGCAGAAUCAAUUAACUUUUCGAUUUAAAAACAAAUUAAAUUCGCAAUGCAUUAAUUGGUGGCAAAACAAAAUGAAAGUUAAAUAUGCCGCUCAGACAUUAAGUUCAUCUGUAGCAACAACAAUUGAAUUUUUAAAAGAAUAUUGUCCUGAAUUUCAGGACUCUGAAGCUACAAUAACAUUCAUUAAGGUUAUAGACAAAUUAUUUGACUUUAUGAAUUCAAGAAAUCCCUUUGGAAAAGGAUUUCAUACACCUAUAAAUCGAAAUAACAUAAACGCGUUAGAAACAAUCAUGAUUGAAAAAAUAAGUUUUUUAUUUUCAUUAAAAAUUAAAACUGGUGAUAUGCUGUGCUUAAGUGGUAGAAGAACAUUUAUUUGCGGAAUGGCUACAACAGUUAAAUCUAUAUUCGCUGUGGCAAAAGAUAUAUUUUCAGAAAGAGAAUCCUUUAAAUAUAUCUUGACGUACAAAUUUUCACAAGACUAUUUAGAAAUAUUCUUCUCAAAAAUUAGAAGCAGACAUGGUUACAAUAACAACCCAAAUGUUUUACAGUUUAAAUAUGCCAUGAGACAAAUUCUUCUAAGAAAUGAAAUAAGAGGCUCACCAAAUAGCAACUGUUUACAUUUAGAUAGUGAUCCUAGUGGCACAAUGUAUCAAUUUAUUUGGAAAAAAAAGAAGCAACAAAAUGCAAUAUUUGAAAGUAUGGACGAUGAAAGUGACAAUGAAAUAGAGACAUUUAAUAAUGAUUCAUUAUCUAAUUGCAGCACAUUAAAAAAAUACAUUUUAUUUUAUAUCGCUGGAUACAUUAUAAAAAAAAAUUAUUGUCGCAGAUAGAUUGUUAUACUUGCGCCAUUAAUUUACAAAAGCAAAGAAGCGACCAUAAUUAUGCCCAUUCAAGUAUUUAUUCUAAGUUUUUAGAUUUUGCUAAUAAUGGAGGUUUGAUAAUUCCAGAUAAUAGUGUAUUUAAAAUCAUAAUUGAAACAGAGCGACAAAUCAACAUACAAACAAACAAUUUUAGCAAUCUUAGAGAUCCUAAUCUUAAUUUAAAAGUAUUAAGCAAAGUAAAAAAUUCUUUGACUUUAGACAAUAAUAUCUUUCCAAAUUUAAAUUGUGAAAAUAUUAAUAUAUUAGAAACUUCACAUAAAAUAAAACUAAUAGUUGUGAUAGCAACACGGUAUAUAAAAAUACGAUUACACUCCUAUUCUAAAUUUUAUUGCAACGAAAUCCUGAAACUGAUUCGCAAACGGCAUCGUUUAACGAAGCAAAUUUUAUUUUCAAGUGAGUGAUAUUUAAUAAUAUUGUUACAAAUAAACAUCACUCACUUGAAAAAAAAUUACUUCUUUUUUA